Molecule: messenger RNA, 4142 nt
Organism: Ceraceosorus guamensis
Lineage: Eukaryota; Fungi; Basidiomycota; Exobasidiomycetes; Ceraceosorales; Ceraceosoraceae
Exons: 4
Coding region: 284-4051 (1255 amino acids)
Biological process (GO): signal transduction
Cellular component (GO): cytoskeleton; cytoplasm
Molecular function (GO): protein binding; GTPase activator activity
Source: RefSeq, a predicted model, not a curated record
GCAAGUACUUCAUUCCAUCAGGCACUCCUUGCGGGGCCUACGACCAUCCCGAUCCUCCACGCAUCGACCCGUCGUAUGCAAAGCGAAGUUUAGAAAAGUGCCCUUCACCCAUAGCCUGCAAGCACAAUCACGAGUGGAAGCGGCAUUCACGUCUAGCACAUCGAUCGUCCUUGAGGCCGCCGGCUGCGGUCCUGCAAACGACCACCUUUCGCACCUUCAUCCCCAAAGCGCCUUGCUCGUUGCUUGGACCCCCCUUGCUCAGAUUGGGCUUGAAGGGAGCGUCAUGUCGCUGUCAAGCCCGAACAGCGAGCUUCCCGCGCUAUCUACGCCCUUGAGCCCGCGCCCUCUAAAUCGUCGCCCCGGAUCGAGAGAUAGCGCCGGAGGCUUUGCAGUCACUCGACCUGCUCCUCCCACACGACCUCCGCCUAGGGCCAGCCCGGCUUUGUCGCAACAAGUCUCAGGACAGACUUCCAGUCCCCGCAUCGUCGUUCAAGAUGAUGCUCACCAGAUGAGCCUACUGCGAUGUGAUGAUGCGGAGGUCAGGAGAGCGGACGAACUCGAGGCUGGAGACUCCUCCGGCGAUGGUAGUACGGAGCUUGCGCAUGAAGCUCGGGGAGGAAGCGCCGAUGCCAGGCCAGCCUCCGCCGCAUCUACAGCCACCCUCUCACGAGCAGAUAUUCAGACGCCCUCCCUCAAAGGGCGAAGCAGACCUGACUCCAGCGCCGACACAGCCUACUCGGAAGACGCUGAAUACACCGCGACAGCUUCCGAAGCGGGCACAGACUAUGCAGGUAAUAUUGCGGACACAUCGCUGGGAUCCGAUGCAAGUUUCAGGAGCUUUGCGGCAGGCCCAAGUUCGCCAAGUCCAUCUGCUGGAAAGCGCGGGGGUGGAGCCGGAAGCAGGUCGCCCGGCCGUACGCCCAAACUGGGAGGCUUUGGUGUGGGCGUGGGCAACGGCAACGGAAUAGUGCCGCACGUCGAGGGCAUGAGGAGUCGAGCCACAGAACGUGCGCAAGAAGAAGAGGCGCUUGAGGAACUCGGCAUACCCUCCAAAGUUUUCAGAAGAAGCAGGAGCGCGACAGAGGGAUGGACGGGCACGCUCGGCGAUGAGACUUGGGGCGCACACUUUUGGGUCGUGAUCGAGCAACCUUCGGGCAAAUCCUUCUUCGCUAAUCCCGAGACCGGAGAGUGCGUCUGGGCAGUGCCCGCCGGUACCAUUGUAUUGCCGCCCAGCAAGGAAGGCCAGUGGUGGGAGCUGUUUGACGAUAAUCGCAAGCUGCCCUACUACUUUCAAACAAGCACGCGCGAGACGACCUGGCACAAGCCCGAGGGAUUUGUCAUCCCUCUCGCUGCCAUUCAAGAGUCUUCCAUGGGCAAAAGGUUCUCACGCAUGGAGCUUGGCGAAGACUCGCUGGCAGCCCUUGCGGCCCUCCCGGAGGAUUCGACGCAGCGUAAAUUGAGACAAGCUGGAGGCUCGAGCGGUGGCACCUGGCCGAGCUCGAAAAUCUCUGGCGCGCUGAGUGGGUUGUCCCAUUCACAAGCGCAAUCGAGUCCGAUCAGGAGUCACACCCAGCCUCCACCUCCUGUGGACAGCCCCAAUCUUAGUCAAGUCAAGUGGGGCAUGCGUCUACGCUCGCAUUCCGGUGGUGACGCUGCGAGAGCGGGUCCCUCGCGCCCACAGCGCACUCACUUCUCUUCUGGAGAAGAGCACAGCUCUGGCUUGUCCACCAUCAUUUCCUCUACUCAUCUCAAUUUGGCUUCCGGCAGCGAGAGCGGAGCUCCGCGAAAGAGGCCACCUCGAGCUGCCUCCCACGGAAUGGGCCUUAGCACGGUUCAAAGUCAGAGGGAUCGAUCCAUAGAUCUAGCAACGCUUGACUCGGUGGAGAUGCCGCGCGGCUAUCGCCGUGAACGUGACCCUGCCAAGAGGAUUGCCGCGGCGGCGGUAGCUGCUGCGGAGGACUCUCAUGAAGCGGCAAAAGGUCGGGCAGCAGCUACUGGCCAAUUCAGGUUGUCUUCUGCCAUCGAGACCCGGCGAUUGUCGACUGGCGAGCAUCGUGUGCUGCCCACCGCUAUACGCAACGAGCUUCUGAGCUUCGAAGGCUUUGCCAGGCAGCGGUUCUCGCGACACCGCACAGGUCUUUUCGGACUACGCAAAGUCUCGAUGGGCAAAAUGUCGCGAUGGCAGCGCAACCCCAUUUCUGCUCCUCUGGUACCUCUAGAAGACCCCGUAGAGAAGCGAGAUGCGGUCAGGAUCUUCAAAGUCAUGCUGCGCGUCUUUGGAGAUCGGGAACAGGCCGUGUUCUGGCCACGCGUGCCGGAGCCAGUGAACAUUGGUUACAAUACAGUGCCUGAUAGGCCUCGCCUGCUCAGCGGAACUACGCCCCUUCCACCCGGUUCGACGCUAAUUGGUGAUCAGCACUUCUCGCCGUACGCGCGCGCCGUCUCGCCUGCGUCAUUCCAUGCUGCAGAUCUCUGUGGCGUCGCGGCAUUGACGGCAGUCACGGACAAGCAGCGAAGCUCAGCUACUCCCGAGAGGAAGGGCCUCAGCGUAGGUUUAGCCAGCGGCAUGACGCCAAAUGGUGCCAGCAAGGCAGUUUCAUCGGGUCCUUCUGUCGUGGAGGAGGAGAGAUGGUUGCUUGAACGGGGCAUUUUGGGAAGCGGCGCAUUGCGCGACGAGAUCCUACUGCAGUGUAUGAAGCAGUUAUCGGGCAAUCCAACGCGAGACUCCACAAUCAGAGGCUGGCAGCUGCUAGGCGUGCUGCUGACGUGCUUCCCGCCAGGCUCCAGCGAGGUCGCUGAGCUCCUGCGAGUCUUCAUCGAAGAAGCUGUGCGGCUAAGUCCAUCUAACCCUGCACUUUCAUCCAAAGCAAACGGAGAAGCGGCAGCAGACGAUGAGGUAAUCCUGGGAGUACUCGCUUUGCACUGUAAAAGGAGGUAUGAAUCCGCAAAGCAGAGAGGGGCCAAAGGCCGAGUACCAAGCAUCCACGAAGUCCAAUAUGAAAUGGACGCCGCUUUUGCGCCCAGCGUAUUUGGCCAAAGCUUGCAGAUCGUCAUGCAGAGGCAGGCAGAUGCUUAUCCGUCUGCUCAAGUGCCAGUCAUCCUGGCGUUCCUUUGCGACGCGAUGCUUGCGAUGGACAGGUCGCCAGAUCUGUUCCGCGCUCCAGGCGAUGCCGAGAGGGUGACGCUCCUUCGUUUACGGAUCGAUCGAGGCCACUACAGUCUCAAUGGACUCGUCAAUGACGGAAAGGAGGAUGUCGCCGUUCUGGCCUCGGUCUUGAAGCUGUUCUGCAGGGAAUUGGAGCCCCCUCUGAUCCCGUACGACUUGUACUUCAACGCCCUCAAAGCUGCUGACAGCUCGACUCGAAGUGUUGAGUUGGUUGCACGUCUACCAAAGAUCAACCUGCGCGUUCUGGCCUACAUUAUCAGUUUUCUGCAACUGAUACUCAAAGAUGACGAGAAUGAGUCGAGCCCAGAAAUCCUGGCAACCAUCUUUGCUCCUAACCUCAUGCGGGACCCGACUGCUAGGUCUUUGCAAGAGGCAUCCACGAAUAGUCGUCUGGAGACCAAAUUCGUUCAGCAACUUCUGCAGCAUCUGCAUUGUUCAUCUUUGGAUCCUUCGUUCAACCCCGUCCACGGAGAAGGACCGGAGGCGGGCGUGGCGGUCAUCGGCAGACCAUACACCGGUAGCCCUGUGUCUCAGGAAGAGCGGGCGUCGAGAUUGCGAGCCUCUCAGCAGCCCAUCUUGAACGGAUCUGGCCUAGAUGAGAAUCUUUUGAAUACGCCAAGCAAGCCACCCCGAUCUCGCAAGAGCUCAUUUGCUCGUCUAGCCGCCUUGGGCUCUCCUCAUCUCUCGCGCUCAUCUCACCCGCCCUCGUCACCGGACAACAGCAGUGUCGGUCACAGUCAUAGCUCUGGAAGUGGCAAAUUGAGCAGCUCCUCGCCUAGCAGCUACGAGAAUGCCACGAACGGAAGCAAGAAGAGCUUUGGCCGGAAACAACCUUCCGAAUCGGAUCGGUGGAAGCCAGUUCCUCCUUCGCGUCUUGCUGCUUAAUAUGUCAUCUUUGCUUCUUUAAUGCAUACAAGUCUAUCUCUAGCACCACCUAUAUUCGCCUUGCAGCCUUGUGGACUCAGUUUAGACCAGC